GAAAUGGACGCCCCUCUCUCCACCCCAUGCAACAUCCAGAUUUGCGAGGUCACCUGUGACUCCUUCCGCAUCAUGUGGGACAUGACCUCGGACGACACUGCCCUAGCCACGCACUUCUUCAUCGACCUGAGCCGCAAAGAGAGCAGGGACCCCAACCGCUUCAAACACAGGGAUGUGCCAACCAAGCUUGUGGCCAAGGCCGUUCCUCUCCCCAUGGCAGUGAGGGGACACUGGUUCCUCAGCCCUCGGACAGAGUACUGCGUAGCUGUUCAAACUGCUGUCCGACAGCCAGACGGGGACUACCUGGUGUCAGAGUGGAGCCAGGUGGUGGAGUUCUGCACUGGAGACUAUGCCAUGGAACACCUACAGCAGCUUCUUGACAAGGCAAAAGGCUCCGCAGGGAGGCUGCUGAAAUUCUCUGUGUUUUAUCGCAACCAGCACACCGAAUACUUUGACUACGUCAGGGGGGAAUGUGGAGGACUGAUGCGCCCAGCUCUGAAAGACAACAGUGGGAGUCACGGUUCUCCCAUCAAUGCCAAACUACAGGGAGUCUUCUUCAGCUGCAGCACUGAGUUUGACACAGGUCUACCUCCCAAAGAUUCCCCUUAUGGCCCGCUGCGUUACCAGAUCCCGGCUGGACACCUGCUGAACCCUGACAUCUGUCUGUACUUUGCAGACUUCUACUGUAUGUACACAGCCUACCAUUAUGUGGUGUUGGUGCUAGCCCCUGUCGGCUCAGAGGGAGAUACCUUCUGUCGUACCCGCCUCCCCAUGCUGGACUUGGCUUCCAACCCCUUCCUGACAUACACUCCCCCCCAGAGGGAAGGGGAAGAGCCUCUGUUCUGCCACUCCAGCGAUGUCAUCCUCGAGGUGCUUUUCACAGAGCCGGUUCAUUUGGAUCAGGGCAGCUUGGAGCAGAUCAGUGGACAUCACCAGCUGAUGAGUCUGACCACAGCCAAUGCCAAGAAAGACCCAAGCUGCAAAGUGUGCAACAUUAGCGUGGGACGCUGA
Limanda limanda (common dab) is the source of this 1011-nucleotide messenger RNA. RefSeq names its product phytanoyl-CoA hydroxylase-interacting protein (gene phyhip). NCBI's taxonomy places the organism in Eukaryota, Metazoa, Chordata, Actinopteri, Pleuronectiformes, Pleuronectidae. Gene Ontology annotation, molecular function: protein binding. Bases 4 to 1011 code for a protein of 335 amino acids. The record is from RefSeq and is a predicted model, not a curated record. Gene Ontology annotation, cellular component: cytoplasm. The transcript is spliced from 4 exons.